Molecule: messenger RNA, 10918 nt
Organism: Coregonus sp. 'balchen'
Lineage: Eukaryota; Metazoa; Chordata; Actinopteri; Salmoniformes; Salmonidae
Source: the annotation of a GenBank genome assembly
GAUCUAUUACAGUACAAGACAUACUCAUACUUCCACAGAAAGUCAGAAAAACUCAACAAGAACAGACACACGCACCUACAACCACAGACUCACACCACAGACAGAGACUCAGAGGCAGUAUGGGAGACCUGCAGAUCCAGAUGCUCCAUGGUAAGGACCAGGGGUCACGGCUCCUCCACCACCCAGCCAGGAUAACGGUAGAAGGGCUCAUCCAUCGGUCCCUGGAGGCCAAGGAGUUUUCCUACUGUCCCUACAGCAAGUUCAGGGUCGGGGCUGCCCUCCUGGCCCACGACGACAGAGUGUUCACAGGUGAGAUAUCAUCUAUCACUUCAAUCUAUUGAUUAAUUGAUUGAGUUUAUUUGACAAUCUUAAAAAAUACCUACAGCUGACAAUCAGUAUAUGUUUAGUUAUAUUUAUUUGACCAGGUAAGUUGACUGGGAACACAUUGUCGUUUAACUACAAUAUUGAACUGGGAAGACUUAGUGGAGAGGGAUCCGGCUUUAGAUGCAUGUGUUGUUACAGUACUGUAAAAAUGUACAGAACGUCUACAUUUUAAAUCAAAAACUUUAGAAUAGAUAGAUAAACAGAAAAUAGGCAUAUCCCAUAAUCUGAAAAAGAAAACAUUACCCUGUAACGUUUAUACUGUAACAUUUGUGAUAAAGAUUGCUUCUAAUCAUGAGCAGGAAUAUGUAAGUGUGUAAAAUCCAAUGUUACAAUGUUCCUGAAUCUGUUUCAUGAGUCAUGACUAACCACCAAAAGGAAUAACCACAUAUGAAGCAGGCCUGUGAUGUUCAGAAUGAUGUAACUCUGUCUGUCUGUGUUCUACAGUUCCGUAGAUUAUUCACACUUGUUCCCUCAGCAUUGGAAUUUAGUCAAUCAGAAAUGAAUUUAGUCAGUCAUAAAUUAAUCAGAUAGUCAGUUAGAAUUUAGUCAGUUAGGAAUUUAGCUCAAGUGGGCAAGAAGCCUUUUUGUGCACAAGCAUAACUAGACUAUUUAACAAUACAUGAACAGACACUAAUUUCUAAGGAUUUCAAUGUUUCAAACUUUGUACAUUGUGUUCUCGACUGACUGGUUUUGCAUAACCUGUUAAUGAUUAACUGAGGGGAAACUAUCUAACCAAGUAAUCUCCUUGGCCUAAAGUCACGGUAUUUGCAAUGAACAAAUCCAUCAAUUGAUCAAUCAUAUAAGAUCUUUAGAGGAACCAGGGGAGACAUAUCUUCAGCUCUGUCUGCUUUGCCAUCGUUUUAAACCCUUUGAAAACAAGUGAAAAGCUCUGUACAUGACAGUAAAUGUGGUCGGUUAUCUCUUCAGGUUGCAAUGUGGAGAACGCGUGUUACAACCUGGGUGUGUGUGCAGAGAGGAACGCCAUCGCUAAAGCAGUGUCAGAGGGAUACCGUAGCUUCAAGGCCAUUGCUAUUGCCAGGUACAGUUCUACACUGAGUGUACAAAACAUUAACAACACCUGCUCUUUCCAUGACAUAGACUUACCAGAAAACGAAAGGUAGGGAGGUGGUAUGCGUUUUUUCAUAAAUAACAACUGGUCUCGAGCUUUUGCUCACAUUUACAUUUUAGUAAUUUAGCAGACGCUCUUAUCCAGAGCGACUUACAGUUACUGAGUGCAUACAUUAUUUUUUAAUUUUUAAUUAUUUUUUUUCAUACUGACACGAACCCACAAUUUUGGCGUUGCAAACACCAUGCUCUACCAACCAUCGACAGAGCCUGGAUUCGAACCAGCUACAAGACUGUUUUGCCAGAACAGACUGGGAUAUGUUCUGGGAUUCAUCUGAUAACAUUGAGGAGUUUACCACAAUAGUCACAGGCUUCAUCAAUAAGUGCAUAGACGAUGUCGUCCCCACAGUGACUAUAAGAACGUAUCCCAAACAAAAAGCAUGGAUUACAGGCAACAUCUUCUAGAGCUACCGCUUACAAUGAAUGGGACACGGAUAUGGACGCAUACAACGCUACGACCUCUGACGAGACAUCAAACAUGCAAAAGGACAAUAGAGGAGGAAGGUGGAAUCCUUACACCGGCUACGACGCUCGGAAUAUAACACUGUGCCUUGCGUGAAAGGCCCUGCUUUUCCGGAUGACUGUGUGAUCUCGCUCUCCAUUGCUGAUGUGAGCAAAACGUUUAAACAGGUUAACAAUCACAAUGCCGCCAGGCCAUACAGAAUACCAGGGCGCAAUCUCAAAGCAUGUGCAGACCAGCUGGCAGAUGUCUUCACAGACAUUUUCAAUCUCUCCUUGUCCCAGUCCGUAAUCCCAACAUGUUUCAAUCUGACCACCAUGGUCCCAAGAGCCCCAAGGUAACCUGCCUAAAUGACCAUCACCCUGUAACACUCACAUCUGUAAUUAUGAAGUGCUUUGAAAGGCUGGUCAUGACCCACAUCAACACCAUCAUCCCAGGCACCCUAAACCCACCCCAAUUUGCAUACUGCCCCAACAGAUCCACAGACGAUGCAAUCUCAAUUGCAAUUCACACUGUCCUCUCCAACCUGGACAAGAGUGGAAGUAACUAUCUGAGAAUGCUGUUCAUAGACUACAGCUCAGCGUUCAACACCAUAGUCCCCUCCAAGCUCAGCACCAAGCUAGGGAUCCUGGGACUGAACCCCUCCCUCUGCAACUGGAUUCUGGACUUCCUGAUGGGUCGGCCCCAGGUGUUGAGGGUAGGCAACAACACCUCCACCACUCUAACCCUCAACAUGGGGCCCCUCAGGGGUGGGUGCUUAGUCACCUUCUGUACUUCCUGUUCACCCACUACUGCGUGGCCGUGCACGACUCCAACACCAAAUCAAAUCAAAAUCAAAUCAAAUUGUAUUUGUCACAUACACCUGUUCAGCAGAUGUUAUAGCGGGUGUAGCGAAAUGCUUGUGCUUCUAGCUCCGACAGUGCAGUAAUAUCUAACAAUUACACAACAUAUACCCAAUACACACAAAAAGUAAGGAAUGGGAUUUAAGAAUAUAUACAUAUGGACAAGCAAUGACAGAGCGGCAUGGACUAAGAUACAGAACAAUAUUAUAGAAUAGAAUGCAGUAUAUAUAUAUAUAUAUAUAUAUAUAUAUAUAUAUAUAUAUAUAUAUAUAUAUAUAUAUAUAUAUAUAUAUAUAUAUGAGAUGAGUAGUGCAAGAUAUGUAAACAUUAUUAAAGUGACUAGUGUUCCAUUUCUUAAAGUGGCCAGUGAUUUCAAUAGGCAGCAGCAGCCUCUAAUGUGCUAGUGAUGGCUGUUUAACAGUCUGAUGGCCUUGAGAUAGAAGCUGUUUUUCAGUCUCUCGGUCCCAGCUUUGAUGCACCUGUACUGACCUCGCCUUCUGUAUGAUAGCGGGGUCAACAGGCUGUGGCUCGGGUGGUUGAUGUCCUUGAUGAUCUUUUUGGCCUUCCUGUGACAUCGGGUGCUGUAUGUGUCUUGGAGGGCGGGUAGUUUGCCCCCGGUAAUGCGUUCGGCAGACAGCAGCACCCUCUGGAGAGCCCUGCGUUGUGGGCGGCGCAGUUUGCGUACCAGGCGGUGAUACAGUCCGACAGGAUGCUCUCAAUUGUGCAUCUGUAAAAGUUUGUGAGGGUUUUAGGUAAUAAGCCACAUUUCUUCAGCCUCCUGAGGUUGAAGAGGCUCUGUUGAGCCUUCUUCACCACACUGUCUGCGUGGGUGGUCAUUUCAGUUUGUCUGUGAUGUGUACGCCAAGGAACUUGAAGCUUUCCACCUUCUCCACUACGGUCCCGUUGAUGUAGAUAGGGGGGUGCACCCUCUGCUGUUUCCUGAAGUCCACGAUCAUCUCCUUUGUUUUGUUGAUGUUGAGUGAGAGGUUAUUUUCCUGGCAACACACUCCCAGAGCCCUCACCUCCUCCCUGUAGGCGGUCUCGUCAUUGUUGGUAAUCAAGCCUACUACUGUUGUGUCGUCUGCAAACUUGAUGAUUGAGUUGGAGGCGUGCUUGCCCACGCAGUCAUGGGUGAACAGGGAGUACAGGAGGGGUCUGAACACGCACCCUUGUGGGGCCCCAGUGUUGAGGAUCAGCGAAGUGGAGAUGUUGUUUUCUACCUUCACCACCUGGGGGCGGCCCGUCAGGAAGUCCAGGACCCAGUUGCACAGGUCAGGGUUCAGACCCAGGGCCUCAAGCUUAAUGAUGAGCUUGGAGGGUACUAUGGUGUUGAAUGCUGAGCUAUAGUCAAUGAACAGCAUUCUUACAUAGGUAUUCCUCUUGUCCAGAUGGGAUAGGGCAGUGUGCAGUGUGAUGGCGAUUGCAUCGUCUGUAGAUCUAUUGGGGCGGAAGGCAAAUUGAAGUGGGUCUAGGGUGAUAUGAUCCUUGACUAGUCUCUCAAAGCACUUCAUGAUGACAGAGGUGAGUGCUACAGGGCGAUAGUCAUUUAGUUCAGUUACCUUUGCUUUCUUGGGUACAGGAACAAUGGUGGCCAUCUUGAAGCAUGUGGGAACAGCAGACUGGGAAAGGGAGAGAUUGAAUAUGUCCAUGAACACACCAGCCAGCUGGUCUGCGCAUGCUCUGAGGACACGGCUAGGGAUGCCGUCUGGGCCGGCAGCCUUGUGGGGGUUAACAUGCUUAAAUGUCUUAAUCACGUCAGCCAUGGAGAAGGAGAGGUCACAGUCCUUGGUAGUGGGCCUCGUCAGUGGCACUGUGUUAUCCUCAAAGCGGGCAAAGGUGUUUAGCUUGUCUGGAAGCGAGACAUCGGUGUCGGCGACGUGGCUGGUUUUCAUUUUUGUAGUCUGUGAUUGUCUGUAGACCCUGCCACAUACGUCUCGUGUCUGAGCCAUUGAAUUGCGACUCCACUUUGUCUCUAUACUGAUGUUUUGCCAGUUUAAUUGCCUUGCGGAGUGAGUAGCUACACUGUUUGUAUUCUGCCAUAUUCCCAGUCACCUUGCCAUGGUUGAAUGCGGUGGUUUGCGCGUUCAGAUUUGCGCGAAUGCUGCCGUCUAUCCACGGUUUCUAGUUAGGGUAGGUUUUAAUAGUCACAGUGGGCAAAACAUCACCUAUACACUUCCUGAUAAACUCUGUCACCAUUUCAGUGUAUAUGUCUAAAUUAUUUUUGGAAGCUACUCGGAACAUAUCCCAGUCCACGUGAUCAAAACAAUCUUGAAGCGUGGAUUCCGAUUGGUCAGACCAGCGUUGAAUAGUCCUUAGCACGGGUACUUCCUGUUUGAGUUUCUGCCUAUAGGAAGGGAGAAGCAAAAUGGAGUCGUGGUCAGAUAUGCCGAAAGGAGGGCGGGGGAGGGCCUUAUAACCAUCCCGGAAGUUUGAAUAGCAAUGGUUGAGGAUUUUAGCAGCGUGAGUACAACAGUCAAUAUGUUGAUAGAACUUCGGCAGCCUAGUCCUCAAAUUUGCUUUGUUAAAAUCCCCGGCUACAAUAAAUGCAGCCUCAGGAUAUGUGGUUUCCAGUUUGCAUAAGGUCCAGUGAAGUUCUUUGAGGGCCGUCGUGGUAUCGGCUUGAGGGGGGAUAUACACGGCCGUGACUAUAACCGAAGAGAAUUCUCUUGGGAGAUAAUACGGUUGGCAUUAGAUUGUGAUAAAUUCUAGGUCGGGUGAACAGAUCGACUCGAGUUCCUCUGUGUUACUACAAUUACACCAUGAGUCGUUAAUCAUGAAACACACACCUCCGCCCUUCUGCUUCCCGGAGAGAUAUUUAUUCCUGUCUGUGCGAUGAACUGAGAACCCAUCUGGCUGGACCGAUUUCGACAGAAUAUCCCAAGAGAGCCAUGUUUCCGUGAAACUGAGUAUGUUAAAGGCCUUGAUGUCUCUCUGGAAAGAAAUCCUUGCCCGUAGUUCGUCGACUUUGUUAACCAAAGAUUGAAGAUUAGCGAGUAGAAUACUUGGAAGCGGUGGGUGGUGUGCGUGCCUCCUAAGUCGGACCAGCAGGCUGCUCCGAGUGACUCUCCUCCGCCAGCGAUGUUUUGGGUCAGCCGCUGGAAUCAGUUCAGUUGCCCUGGGGAGAGCAAACAAAGGGUCUGCUUCGGGAAAGUCGUAUUCCUGGUCGUAAUGCUGGUAAGUUACCGCCGCUCUGAUAUCCAAUAGUUUUUCCCGGCUGUACGUAAUGAUGCAAAACACUUUCUGUGCUAAUAAUGUAAAAAAUAACACAUAAAAAAAACGGCGCCAGGUACACACCAUCAAGUUUGCUGACGUCACGAUGAUGGUAGGCCUGAUCACCGACGACGGUGAAUCAGCAUACAGAGAGAGGUCAGACACUUAGCAGUGUGGUGCCAGGACAACAACCUCUCCCUGAACGUCAGUAAGACCAAGAAGCUGAUUGUGGACUAUAUUAGAAAGAGUGGAGAGCAUGCACUCAUCGGCGGGGCUGUUGUGGAGCUGGUCAAGAGCUUUAAGUUCCUUGACGUCGACAUCACUAAGGACUUAACAUGGUCCACAAAAACAGAAAUCCAUUAUAAACAUAAGUAUUCAGACCCUUUGCUAUGAGACUCGAAAUUGAGCUCCGGUGCAUCCUGUUUCCAUUGAUCAUCCUUGAGCUGUUUCUACAACUUGAUUUGAGUCCACCUGUGGUAAAUUCAAUUGAUUGGACAUGAUUUGGAAAGGCACACACCUGUCUAUAUAAGGUCCCACAGUUGACAGUGCAUGUCAGAGCAAAAACCAUGCCAUGAGGUCGAAGGAAUUGUCCGUAGAGCUCCGAGACAGGAUUGUGUGGAGGCACAGAUCUGGGGAAGGGUAAUAAAAUAUUUAUGCAGCAUUGAAAGGUCCCCAAGAACACAGUGGCCUCCAUCCUUCUUAAAUGGAAUUAGUUUGGAACCACCACAACUCUUCCUAGAGCUGGCCACCAGGGAGAAGGGCCUUGGUCAGGGAGGUGACCAAGAUCCCGAUGGUCAGUCUGACCGAGCGCCAGAGUUCCUCUGUGGAGAUGGGAGAACCUUCCAGAAGGACAACCAUCUCUGCAGCACUCCACCAAUCAGGCCAGACGGAAGCCACUCCUCAGUAAAAGGCACAUGACAGCCCGCUUUGAGUUUGCCAAAAGGCACCUAAAGGACUCUCAGACCAUGAGAAACAUGAUUCUCUGCUCUGAUGAAACCAAGCUUGAAUUCUUUAGUUUUUCAGCGGCAGGGACUGGGAGACUAGUCAGGAUCGAGGGAAAUAUGAAUGGGGAAAAGUACAGAGGGAUCCUUGCCCAGACUUGAACCCGAUCAAACAUCUCUGGAGAGACCUGAAAAUAGCGGUGCAGCGACGCUCCCCAUCCAACUUGACAGAGCUUGAGAGGAUCUGCAGUGAAGAAUGGGAGAAACUCCCCAAAUACAGGUGUGCCAAGCUUGUAGCAUCAUACCCAAUAAGACUUGAAGCUGUAAUCGCAGCCAAAGAUGCUUCAAUAAAGUACUGAGUAAAGGGUCUGAAUACUUAUGUACAGUGAGGGAAAAAAGUAUUUGAUCCCCUGCUGAUUUUGUACGUUUGCCCACUGACAAAGAAAUGAUCAGUCUAUAAUUUUAAUGGUAGAUGUAUUUGAACAGUGAGAGAAAGAACAACAAAAAAAUUCAGAAAAAUGCACGUCAAAAAUGUUAUAAAUUGAUUUGCAUUUUAAUGAGGGAAAUAAUUAUUUGACCCCCUCUCAAUCAGAAAGAUUUCUGGCUCCCAGGUGUCUUUUAUACAGGUAACGAGCUGAGAUUAGGAAAACACUCUUAAAGGGUGUGCUCAUAAUCUCAGCUUGUUACCUGUAUAAAAGACACCUGUCCACAGAAGCAAUCAAUCAAUCAGAUUCCAAACUCUCCACCAUGGCCAAGACCAAAGAGCUCUCCAAGGAUGUCAGGGACAAGAUUGUAGACCUACACAAGGCUGGAAUGGGCUACAAGACCAUCGCCAAGCAGGUUGGUAAGAAGGUGACAACAGUUGGUGUGAUUAUUCGCAAAUGGAAGAAACACAAAAUAACUGUAAUCUCCCUCGGCCUGGGGCUCCAUGCAAGAUCUCACCUCGUGGAGUUGCAAUGAUCGUGAGAACGGUGAGGAAUCAGCCCAGAACUACACGGGAGGAUCUUGUCAAUGAUCUCAAGGCAGCUGGGACCAUAGUCAUCAAGAAAACAAUUGGUAACACACUACGCCGUGAAGGACUGAAAUCCUGCAGCGCCUGCAAGGUCCCCCUGCUCAAGAAAGCACAUAUACAGGGCCGUCUGAAGUUUGCCAAUGAACAUCUGAAUGAUUCAGAGGAGAACUGCGUGAAAGUGUUGUGGUCAGAUGAGACCAAAAUCGAGCUCUUUGGCAUCAACUCAACUCGCCGUGUUUGGAGGAGGAGGAAUGCUGCCUAUGACCCCAAGAACACCAUCCCCACCGUCAAACAUGGAGGUGGAAACAUUAUCCUUUGGGGGUGUUUUUCUGCUAAGGGGACAGGACAACUUCACCGCAUCAAAGGGACGAUGGACGGGGCCAUGUACCAUCAAAUCUUGGGUGAGAACCUCCUUCCCUCAGCUAGGGCAUUGAAAAUGGGUCGUGGAUGGAAAUUGCAGCAUGACAAUGACCCAAAACACAUGGCCAAGGCAACAAAGGAGUGGCUCAAGAAGAAGCACAUUAAGGUCCUGGAGUUGCCUAGCCAGUCUCCAGACCUUAACCCCAUAGAAAAUCUGUGGAGGGAGCUGAAGGUUCGAGUUGCCAAACGUCAGCCUCAAAACCUUAAUGACUUGGAGAAGAUCUGCAAAGAGGAGUGGGACAAAAUCCCUCCUGAGAUGUGUGAAAACCUGGUGGCCAACUACAAGAAACGUCUGACCUCUGUGAUUGCCAACAAGGGUUUUGCCACCAAAUACUAAGUCAUGUUUUGCAGAGGGGUCAAACACUUAUUUCCCUCAUUAAAAUGCAAAUCAAUUUAUAACAAUUUUGACAUGUGUUUUUAAUUUAUUUGUUUUCUAAAAUAAAUGUGCAAAUUUUUUUCUAAAAAACAGUUUCUGCUUUGUCAUUAUGGGUUAUUGUGUUGAUUGAUGAGGAAAACAUGUGUUUAAUCCAUUUUAGUUUAAGGCUGUAACAUAACAAAAUGUAGAAAAAGUCAAGGGCUAUGAAUACUUUCUGAAUGCACUACCGUGUAUCUACCUCAAGUACCUCUGUACAUUGAUCUGAUACUGGUACUCCCUGUAUAUAGUUCCAUUCUUGUGUAUUUUAUUUUAUUCCUGGUGUUAGUUAUUUUAAAAAAUUACUUGUUGGGAAAGGUUCAUAAGCCAGCAUUUCACUGUAAAGUCUACACCAGUUGUAUUCGGCGGAUGUGAUUAAUACAAUUUGAUUUGAAAUGUGUACAUUCCUCAUCUCCUCAAUAAUUCAAAUCUAAUGCUCAUCCCUAUUUUCAGGGAAGUGUUAUAACAUCUUGAUAACGAUCAAUGUUCUCAUACAAAUGUGUUAAGAGGCAGGUUGACUUUUAUCCUCAUGAGUAAUCAAUGUUCUCAUACAAAUGUGUUAAGAGGCAGGUUGACUUUUAUCCUCACGAGUCUUGCCCUGGAGGCAGAACUGAGCGAUUUCCGCUAGAUGGUCGAGCUGCAAAGCUAUAUUGUAAAAAUUCAUAUCAACAAAAAUUGCUUUUGGGUUAGCAGUGUGGUUAAGGUUACAGUUUGGUUUAAAAUAAGUUAUGACUUUGUGGCUGUGCCAGCUAGUGACCACCACCAUUCAGUACAUGAGUCAUCCCAAUAAAUGCCAACCUGCGUGUUAACGAAGCAUAGUGCAACGCAAGGAUAAUAGUAUUAUUUUCAUUGACGGUGUUGUAAAAUGUCUUGUGUUGUUAUCAAUUUGUUUGCAGUGACUUACAUGACCAGUUCAUUUCACCAUGCGGUGGCUGCAGACAGUUCAUGAGAGAGGUAAGCGUCAUUCAAGCCUUGCAUCCUAGGAGGAAGACAAAUUGUUUGUCAUUUAUCUACGUCUAAUUCUGUUACUAUGCCUUUUGAGUGCUUAGGUCCAUGUAAUUACAUUCUCAUUACCAAAGUAGUUAUAGAGCAGGAAACUUCAUCUAAAGUUUUGCUGAUGCUCCAUAUAUGACGUGUUUUUCUCCCCUCUCCAGUUUGGGGCCAGCUGGGACGUGUAUCUGUCCAAGCCAGAUGGCACGUACGUAGAGAUGAACGUUAGUGAGCUGCUUCCUGUCUCCUUCGGCCCAGAAGACCUGUCCAUGAAGAAAGUCCUCAAGAUCUCCAACGAGUAUUAACCUGUUAUAACAACCACUGGGGGGGGGUGCUAGAUAAAUACACUUAUGUUGUAAAUUAUUGAUAUCUAUUACACAAGUCUUUGAUAUACAGUAGAUUGGGGUAAAAGGAUAUAGAAUUCUAAUCCAGAAAAAUUACAUUUUAGGUAGCAUGUGCAGACUGGAAAGUAGCGCUAUGUCAAAGGUCUAUGAAUGUAUGUUUAUGCAUUUUCAUUGUUCAUGUAUAUCGAGAUUGUAAAUAACAUAUUUAAGUACAUUGAUCAAUUUGUAUUCAAUACAUUUGUAAACUAUUUUGUCACACUUAGCUGGUAUCUUUAUUCCACAACAAUCUAUUCCUGUGAGUGAUAGAUUUAGAAAAGGUUUAUUAGCAUUAGGAAGCAUAUAGUCUACAUCAAAUAAAUAUCAACAGCACAUCAAAAUUAUAUAUCCACAUAAUUUCAUGAAUACAUACCAAUCGUUUAAAAUGGACUACAGUCCUACUGAUUCUCCCAAACAGUGACAUCUCAAACGUAUGUUUUGUAAAAAAAAAAAAAGAUACAUAUUUUAUAGCUUUCAUCAGCACCAAUAUCGGACAUGAACAUGAGAAAGGCAUUCCAAUGACAGUCAGGCAGGCAAAGUGAAAUAUCUACGUAGUUUCUCUCUAUAACUUAGUGAGCAGCAAAUCAUUCUGUAGGAAGAAUACAAGUAAAGGACAUCUUAUGAAAGUGCGACCGACUGGGUUAGAACCAGACUGUUUAGCUCGCUAAGCUAAAGCCUUAACCAAAGUCUUCAGGUCUCAGGCAAGGUUACUCAUCAUCACGCAAGCAUGGUUCACAAGCAC